GUCAAAAUCACGUCAAAAUCACGUCAAAAUAUUGUAACCUCACAUUUGCAUUACAGAAAACUUCAGCUUUUAAAUGUUAUCACUGCGAUGUAUUAUAUUGUGAUUAGAGAAUAUCAACCAAAUGAUUUCCCAUCAGUAUCCGAAGUCGUAAGAAACGCGUAUAUUUCCAAUGUCUUAAACGCCUUCGUUUCGGCACUUUUUAACGAAGUCACUUUUCAAGCAAUUGUAUUAUUGGCAGCUUUCAUGUUUAUUUUCAUGGGUGUACCGUUACAGUAUUGUUUAUUAUCAGUACCCAUAGUACUGAUUAUGUUGUAUAUUUUAAUAUACGGUUCGUUUUUAAUGAAAGCAGCUGAAUUAAUGCACAGUAAAAGGGCCUUACAGUGCUGGGUCGCUGAAGCGUAUGAACCUUAUUUUUUCACAGAGAAACCCCAAAACUGUUUUUACAAAAUUAUUCCAGAGGAAAAGUUUCUCAAUGAGGGAAUAAAUGACACAAAUUAUAGGAAAAGAAUAGUUGGUACGUGUGCUGUAAUGAAACAUAAUCUUUCAGAGGACUGGUCAUGGUUAUUUCGGUUAGCAGUAAAUGAACGAUAUAGAAAAAAAGGUAUAGGGUUAAUGUUAACGCAAACUGCGCAAAACUGGAGUCGGAUUCAUAGGUUUGAUUACAUGGAACUAGUCAUUACAGAAUGCCAGGAGGAAGCAAGACAAUUAUUUAAUAAUGCAGGUUUCGAGAUUAAACAAAUGUAUCACAAGCGACUCUUUACAAGUGCUUUUACUUUGCAAAUGUUUCAAUUAAGAGCGGAAGUGAGAUCUACAUUUAAAUGAAAUUGUGAUUUUUCUAUUUUGUACUUUUAUAAAAUAAAGCAAUUAUAUAAUAGUUUUGAAUUGAUUCUUUAUUUUAUAAAAUAAAGCAAUUAUUAUUGUUAUUAA
Tribolium madens (black flour beetle) is the source of this 927-nucleotide messenger RNA. RefSeq lists its product as uncharacterized. The coding region runs from base 88 to 822 and encodes 244 amino acids. The record is from RefSeq and is a predicted model, not a curated record. Gene Ontology annotation, molecular function: N-acetyltransferase activity. The transcript has 5 exons. NCBI's taxonomy places the organism in Eukaryota, Metazoa, Arthropoda, Insecta, Coleoptera, Tenebrionidae.